Zygosaccharomyces rouxii is the source of this 672-nucleotide messenger RNA. It is a transcript of the gene RPL10, whose product is annotated as 60S ribosomal protein uL16. Gene Ontology annotation, biological process: ribosomal large subunit assembly; translation. The coding region runs from base 1 to 672 and encodes 223 amino acids. Gene Ontology annotation, molecular function: structural constituent of ribosome. Lineage: Eukaryota; Fungi; Ascomycota; Saccharomycetes; Saccharomycetales; Saccharomycetaceae. The record is from RefSeq and is a predicted model, not a curated record. The transcript has a single exon. Gene Ontology annotation, cellular component: cytosolic large ribosomal subunit; ribosome.
AUGGCUAGAAGACCAGCUAGAUGUUACAGAUAUCAAAAGAACAAGCCUUAUCCAAAGUCUAGAUACAACAGAGCCGUCCCAGACUCUAAGAUCAGAAUCUACGACUUGGGUAAGAAGAAGGCCACCGUCGAUGAAUUCCCAUUGUGUGUCCACUUGGUCUCUAACGAGUUGGAACAGUUGUCCUCUGAAGCUUUGGAAGCUGCUCGUAUCUGUGCUAACAAGUACAUCACCAAGAUGUCCGGUAGAGAUGCUUUCCACUUGAGAGUCCGUGUCCACCCAUUCCACGUUUUGAGAAUUAACAAGAUGUUGUCAUGUGCCGGUGCGGAUCGUUUGCAACAAGGUAUGAGAAAUGCCUGGGGUAAGCCUCACGGUUUGGCUGCUCGUGUUGCCAUUGGUCAAAUUUUGUUCUCUGUUAGAACCAGAGACAACAACAAGGAUAUUGUCAUCGAAGGUUUGAGAAGAUCCAGAUACAAGUUCCCAGGUCAACAAAAGAUUAUCUUGUCCAAGAAGUGGGGUUUCACUCCAUUGGACAGAGAUGAAUACUUGAAAAGAAGACAAGCUGGUGAAGUCAAGGACGACGGUGCUUACGUCAAGUUCUUGACUAACAAGGGUUCUUUGGAAAACAACUUCAACAACUUCCCAGACUACUUCUUGUCCAGAACUCAAGUGUAA